Molecule: messenger RNA, 4428 nt
Organism: Colius striatus (speckled mousebird)
Lineage: Eukaryota; Metazoa; Chordata; Aves; Coliiformes; Coliidae
Gene: CDKN2AIP
Product: CDKN2A interacting protein
Exons: 3
Coding region: 201-2342 (713 amino acids)
Cellular component (GO): nucleoplasm; nucleolus
Source: RefSeq, a predicted model, not a curated record
UCUCCCCGCGCCCCGCUCCUCCCCCUCGCGCGCCGCAAAGCAGCCUGGGGCGACGGCGGCGCGCGCCGUGUGUGAGGUCAUCGCGCGCGGCCGGAAGGAGCGGAGCGGUUGUUUCCGUUACGGGCGGCGGAGGGCCCCGCGGCGGCGCCGGGGCGAGCGGAGCGGGGCGGAGCGCAGCGGCAGUAGCUGUGGCCGUGGCCAUGGCCGUGGCGGCGGGGAAGGCGGCGGACGAGCCCAUGGGGCGGACGGCGGAAGAGGUGGCCUGGGCGGAGGCGCUGCGCGGGGCCUGCGAGCCCGAGCACCACUGGCGGCACCGCCGGGAGUUCCUGCUGCGCAACGUAGGGGAGCCGCCGGCGGCGGGCAGCCCCCAGCUCCAGCGCCUUGUGUCCCUCUCCAUGGUGUGGGCUAACCACGUCUUCCUGGGCUGCCGGUACCCGCCGCAGGUCAUGGAGAAGGCGCUGGAAAUGGCCGAAGGCAUCCAAGUGACCGACGCGCCUGUCCGCACCACGAGAGAUGAACUGGUUGCCAAGGUGAAGAAAAGAGGCAUAUCAAGUAGCAAUGAAGGGGUAGAGGAGCCCCCCAAGAAGCGAGCUGUUGAGAAAAGCAAAGAUUCUAAAGAUACUGGAAAAGAUGUGAAAACCACCAAGGCAGAAGCCCCAAAGGAAACGGUGAGCACAUUGCUAAAAAAGCAGGAAAAAGUUACUAGCAAAGAUGCAGAAAACUCCCGGUCGACUUGCAGUUCAAAUCAAGAAACAGUCACAGCAUCAGACAAAAAACCAGAAGGAAAACCUGCUAAUGCUGAAAAUACCACUGAGAAAAAGCUAUCCUCAUCUGAAAGAGAGUUGGGAGAGAAGCUUUGCCCAGAUGAACCUAAGGAAGGCAAGAGUGAAAAUGUGCCAUCGCCUGAAAAGAAAAUUACCGUAAGUGCAGUGCCAGCGGCUGCCAAGAGUGCCCCGCAGGCAGAGGCACAGCCAGCAGCUGCCAAGAGUGCCCCGCAGGCAGAGGCACAGCCAGCGGCUACCAAGAGUGCCCCGCAGGCAGAAGCACAGACAGCGGCUACCAAGAGUGCCCCGCAGGCAGAAGCACAGACAGCGGCUACCAAGAGCACCCCGCAGGCAGAGGCAGUGCCAGCAGCAGCAGUGCCACUGACCGCCAAGAGCACCCCACAGGCAGAGGCAGCAUCAGUAGCAGUACCACCAGCCACCAAGAGUACCCCACAGGCAGCAGCAGUGCCACCAACCACCAAGAGCACGCAACAAGCAGUGACAGUGCCGCCCACCACCAAGAGCACCCCGCAGGUAGCAACGGUGCCGCCAACCACCAAGAGCGUCCCACAGGCAGCAGUGGUGCCACCGACCACCAAGAGCACCCCGCAGGCAGCAGUGGUGCCAUCGACCACCAAGAGCACCCCACAAACAAGUGUUACAUUGCUGUCUUCCAAAAACCAAGCGAGUGUCCCAGCACUGGCCCCCAAGAGCAGUGCUCAGGCAGGCAGCUCGCUGCUGCUGGCUCCCAAGAGCAGUACUCAGGCAGGCAGCUCGCUGCUGCUGGCCUCCAAGGGCACUGCUAAGGCAGGUUCCUCACUCCUGGCCUCCAAGAGCAGCGCUGAGGUGGCUGCCUCACUGCUGGCUGCUCGCAGCGGCACUCAGCAGGGAUCCUCGCUGCUGACUUCGAAGAGUAGUGCUCAGGUGGCUGCUUCGCUGCUGGCCGCUCGCAGCGGGGCUCAGCAAGGGCCCUCAUCACUGGCCGCCCGGGGUGGAGCUCAGGCAGGUGCUUCCCUGCUGGCCUCCAAGGGUGGCACACAGGCAGGUUCGCCACAGCUUGCCUCCAAGAGCGGCUCACAGGCAGGUGAAACUCCCACUAAGGCUUUGUGCAAACCGUUAACCAGUGAAGAUGCAAAGGAAAGGCAACCUUUUUUCAACAGACUGUACAAAGCUGUAGCCUGGAAACUGGUUGCCGUUGGAGGCUUCAGUCCUAACGUAAAUCAUGCAGAACUUCUGAACUCGUCCAUUCAGUCUGUAAAAGCUACAUUAGAUGUUGCUUUCGUUCCCCUGAAGGAACUCGCAGACUUGCCUCAAAAUAAGAGCUCUUUAGAAAAUAUCGUUUGUGAACUGAGGUGCAAGUCUGUCUACUUGGGUACUGGCUGUGGUAAAAGUAUGGAAAAUGCCAAAGCAGUUGCUUCAAGAGAAGCUUUGAAAUUAUUCCUCAAAAAGAAAGUUAUUGUGAAGAUCUGUAAAAGAAAAUACAAAGGCAGUGAAAUUGAAGAUUUGGUACUUCUGGAUGAAGAAUCAAAGCCGUCCAAUUUACCUCCAGCUUUAAGAAAUCCUCGUGAGAUCUUGUAGGGGAGAAUCGCUCUUUGUACUGUGUAUAGUAUUUUGAUGCAAGGACUGAAGGUUAAUUUUGUACUUUAAAAACGUAGGCUUCCAGAGAUUUUGUAUUUCUUUCUCAGUUUUGCAAGACAAUGGUAGUCUUUUCACUUGGUAGCAGUUGUAUAGAACUUGUUAGAGAUGACAAGUGCGCAUUUAAAGUUAUGCCUUAACAUAUAGCACACUAGUGUGCUGUUUUAUUUGCAAAAUAGUCUACCUAAUUCUUCUAUUUUUAAUUAAAUGAUUAAGGUACAAUUUGCUGUUUGAAACCUGACAAUUUUGUAAUCCUUACAAUUUGAUGGCAGUGUGCUCAGUUGUCUACCGUGUCUUUUUUAGCCACAUGGAAGUAUGUAUAUAGGGACCACAAUACUUGAAUGAUUGAAAGUUGUUUAAAAGUUUCAGUCAUACAAUUGAAUCAUCUGUUUCAGGAUUGUUGCUCAUAGUGUUCACUGUUGCUCACACUGGGAGAGAAAAUAGCCUGUUGAGUAUUUUUAUGGGAUGUUUUUGUAACGCUCACGAUACGAGUGAUGCCCUGAUCUCAUUUGCCAUUGUACCAGCAGGCUAGGUCCCGUUUAACAUGAUCCUGGCAACUUACCAAUUGGCAGUCAAGUCACAGCUGCUUCAGCCACCAGAGCUCUGUAAGCAGAUUUAAUUUAUAUUGCGAAAUAUCAUUGACAGGUUUGAGGGGUUUUUUCAGCUAUGAAUUUCUACACUAAGCAUAUUUUGACUGCUACUAAAACAAUAAAACCUCUGGGAUAUGCUUUUAUAGUACUUUGGGGUUUGGCUAUUAAAUAUUCCAGCCAUUUCAUUAACUUUGCAACACCUUAAGAAAAGCUUUAUUUUGAGUGGCUUCCAGGUGUAAUCCCACAAGCAUGAGUUGUUUUCUUUGGAGGCAUAGCUGAAAUACUGUAAAACUGGUAAGAGCAGACCUAUAGAAUUUCUGUAUCUACUGUUGUACCACCGAGAUAAGCAAAAUGCAGAUGCUGCUCUCUGCUGGAGACAGUGAGGGUAUUCUAAAGAGUUCACACUGACUGAGCCCUUCCUUCACCAUGCUUUUAGGCCACAUACAGAAUGGUCUGAAGCAGAGAAAGUGGGAGAUUACCUUUUCUUUUCAAUGUUACCAAAAUACCUGCACAAACUGCAUGUUUUGAUAUAUUGGAUAAUGACAUGUAAUUGUAAAAACAUUCUGUCUUCAGUGCUAUUUUGAAUUAAUCUUGUCUGGUUACAGUAGUUAGCAUCGUUUAGUGGUGACCUUACACUUGACUGACAUCCAUUGAUUACUACAGUAGGUUGUAGGAGUUCCUGGGAUAUCAGUAGUAUGCGUCUCCACUUAAGGACUUCAAGUUCCUUCGUGAUUUUUGUAACUAAACCAGAAUGGUGGUUUUGCACUGCACCCUGUGUGAUUUUGAACAGCAGCGGCUGUCCGGUCCGUAGCACCUGAAGCUCGCAGGACACUCAGGCUUCCCGGGGGCCUGUUGAGAACUUCCUCCCCCUGACCUCUGUGCGUCUGUUGGGGUUCGCAGGAGUUCCCCUGGGUGCUUCUGGAGCACCUCCUGACAUUUGAACUGCAGUGUGUUAAAUUGUGUCUCCUGUGGUGGAAGAACUGGUGCAUGCUGCUUGUGCAGAGUGCAUCCCGUGCUGUGUUUGGGAGCUGGGGUAUUGGUGCCCAGAAGGGUGAGAUGUUUUCCCAUCCUCACCCUGUUGCUGUGGAGACAUGGAAUGCCUGUGGCUGCCAUGCAGGAGCUGUGUCCUGUGCCCACUGAAGUACAGCUUUCCCAGCUGCUCCUUUGGGCAGCUCCAGAUCUCUGGCUGAGAGCUGCAGCGUAUGUUGUGGUGUGAAAACCUAUGUUUCCCGCCUGUAAAGGGAAGCUGAGACAGUAUUUGCUGACCUCAGGGGGGUGUUAGGGUAACUGUGCAAAGGCUGAGGUGCUAGAUGCCUUUUUUUAGAAUCCUGAUUUAAGCUUCCUUUUUUAAAAAAAAACAUUUUGGAUGUUAUUCCUCUUUGAUGUUUGAUUGUGAUUCAUUAAAGGAUGAGUCUAGCUACUCCUAAUAGAAACCAAAA